AUGAACAAAAUUUUAAUUUUUGCUCUUGUUUAUUGUUUUCUAAUUGGUAUUUCAGAGUCCAAAAGAGCAUCAUAAAUACCAAAUACGUAUGAUCCUGAUUUCUCAUUGAAGAUGGCUCACUAUGCUUGGGCAGCUAGGUGUUAAUAAGAUACAAUAUAAUCGUGGACUUGCGGUACUCCAUGUUAGUUAAACCCUAAUAUCACAGAUGUUUAAGUCUUCUAUAAUUCAACUCACCACUCACUAGGAUUUAUUGGAUAUGAUUAUUUUAAUUAAAUGAUAGUUUUGAGCUUUAGACCAACUAUGGACAAUUUAAAUUGGCUUUAUGAUUUCGAUUACUUUAAAAUCAACUAUUCAUAUUGCUAAGGCUGCUAAGUUCACAGAGGCUUUUUAUUUACUUGGAAUGAUUUAAGAUAAAACGUGUUAGCUUACACUCAAUUUUUAGUUAGCAAGUACCCAAAUGCUCCCUUAAUCAUAACAGGUCACUCUUUAGGAGCAGCAGUUUCUAUGCUUGCAGCAGUUGAAAUCAACCAUUAUAUUAAAAAGGUUGAUUACAUUUACAACUAUGGACAACCAAGAGUUGGAAAUAAAUAAUUUGCAGAUUUCUGUGAAUCUAUUAUUCCUGUUAUUUACAGAAUAAUUCAUAAUAGAGACCCUGUACCUCAUGUUCCACUUUAGAAGAUGGGCUUUUAGCACACAAGAACAGAAGUUUGGUACAAUAAAAAUAACACCUCUUAUUAGGUUUGCAAAGGAAGCGAAGACCCUCAGUGCAGCGACAAAAUAAAAGAAUAUCUACCAUUUGAUCAUGCAUGGUAUAUGGGGUUCAAUAUUGGAACUGACUGCCCAUGA
Molecule: messenger RNA, 846 nt
Organism: Tetrahymena thermophila SB210
Lineage: Eukaryota; Ciliophora; Oligohymenophorea; Hymenostomatida; Tetrahymenidae
Product: lipase family protein
Exons: 1
Biological process (GO): lipid metabolic process
Source: RefSeq, a predicted model, not a curated record